Molecule: messenger RNA, 4503 nt
Organism: Fukomys damarensis (Damara mole-rat)
Lineage: Eukaryota; Metazoa; Chordata; Mammalia; Rodentia; Bathyergidae
Gene: Cpap
Product: centromere protein J
Exons: 18
Coding region: 283-4329 (1348 amino acids)
Biological process (GO): centriole elongation; cilium assembly
Cellular component (GO): centriole; centrosome; nucleus
Molecular function (GO): tubulin binding
Source: RefSeq, a predicted model, not a curated record
CGGGGCCUGGGCCUGUUGGGGGCGGAGCCUGCCAGGGGGCAGCGCUCUGUUCCCCGCGCUUAUUCGGGCGGCUCAUUAGCAAAAGCCGAGGAGGCGACGCUGGAACCUGUUUAGGAUUGAAAUCUUGGCUGAGGCCUCUCCAAGCGGUAUAGUGCCAUGGUGCUAGGCAAUGGAGAAUAUAUAGUUAACCUUUCAGGAAUUCCACAGCUUGGCAGGUAUUGGAAAUCAAUAGCUCUUCUGGCUGUUCUCUUGUUUAAAUAUAUAUAAUAGCGUCAUUCGACUAUGUUUCUGAUGCCAACCUCUUCAGAACUAAACAAUGGGCAGAACUUCCUAACCCAGUGGAUGACCAAUUCGUCUCGCGCUGGGGUCAUAUUAAGUCGUGGAUUCCCUAUUUUGGAAGCAGAUGAAGAGAAGCAACCAGCUACAAAUACUUCUACUAGCUUUCCUAUUAAAGCUACACAUUUUUCAGAUAGUUUCAACUUUAUCAGUGAAGAAGAUUCACUUCCUGAAGAACAGAAGUUGGAGUCUAGCAGCCCUUGUAAAUUACAGUCAGAAAAAUCAGAAGCGCAAAUAGUUUUGCCUUUAAUUAAAAAGGGACCACAAAUAGUGGCAUGUCAGGAUGUUCCUGGAGAUCAGAAAGAUGACAAAAGUGACUUUAUGCUCAAUGUUGCUAGUGAAUUCAAAGAAGUGGCUUAUAAAGAUCCACUUUUUAAAAAGCUUGAGCAGCUGAAAGAAGCACAGCAGAAGAAGCAGGAACAACUGAAGAGGCAACAGUUAGAGCAACUGCAGAAGCUCAUGGAAGAGCAGGAGAAGCUACUUAGUAUGGUGUCUGGGCAGCAAAUGCUUGCAGGUUUUUCCUCACUUGCUGAUGACCAGAGUCAGAAGUACAAAUCUCCUGGAAGUGUACCACAUGGAGAGAAAGCCACAUCCUUCUCACCAUCAUAUGUCUACCCUAAUCAAACCCAAGAAAAGCCUCAUGCUUCUAGCAUUUUAUCUGAUGAACAGAACAACUUAUGUAGAAUGACUCAUCAUAAUUUUGUUCUAACUUCAAAAAGUGUUCCUUCCAAUUUGUUUCAUGAGUCACAAUAUCAAGAAGCAAUUGUGAAAAAAUAUGAUUUGAAAGAAGAAAACCAGAACCAUCCUACAGGAGAAAAUAUUUUACCACAUUGGGAGAAAACAGCAGAACAGAUUCAGGAAGGGAAUGAUACGAGCUUAAAAAAUAUUGGUGAUUCCUCAGAAGUGGUUAAUAUAGAAGAACGGCCUAUUAAAGCUGCCAUCAGAGAAAGGAAACAGACAUUUGAAGACUACCUAGAAGAACAGAUUCAGUUGGAUGAACAAGAACUUAAACAAAAACAGCUAAGAGAAUCAGAGGGCCAAUUGAUAAUGAAAACAAAACCCAAACAGCCUUUCUUAAAAAGAGGAGAAGGUUUAGCCAGGUUUACUAAUGCUAAAUCUAAGCUUCAAAAAGGGAAAGAAAGUAAAUUAGGGACUAACCAGAAUACUUCAGAGGAGCAACCUCUGUUCAAAGUAGAUAGACAACAAUUCCAGCGAAAAACUGCACUUAUAAAUAAAGAACUAUGUUCAGAAAACUCUACUGUUAAGAAGGAAAAUAAAGCUGGAAUCAAGACUGGUUCUGUGGCACUCAGUCAGAAGCCAAAAGUGCCUAAAAGCUAUAAUAGGAAAAGUGUCUCUCCCUCAGGAUCAAAAAUACAGAUAGGAAAGAAAUGUAAUGGACAAUUGAGAGAGAAGAUCAAGUUAGAAAAGAAAGGUGACUCUAACAAAGAAAAUGUACCUGAGUGUACAAAGCCCUGUGAUACUGGCUGCAAAGUAUGGAAUAAGACACAGGCGAAAGAUAGACCACCUCUUUCAGUAAGACCUGUCAGCUGCAUGGCUUCUAAGAGGCCCAUAAGUGAGACAGUUAAAGAGUUAGGCUCAUCUCUUGACAUUUCUCUUCAGAAAAAAUUAGAGCAUUGGGAACAAGAAAAGGAAAAAGAAAGCUUGGAAUUAGAUGAAUUUUUAUUUUUAGAAAAAGCUGCUGAUGAAAUUUCAUUUUCUAGUAAUUCCUCAUUUGUAAUGAAAAUCUUAGAAAAGGAUCAACAGAUCUGCAAAGGUCACCGGAUGUCUUCAACUCCUGUCAAAGCUGUGCAACAGAAGACGCAUCCGGUGGUUUUCAGGACUGAGAGUAACUGCAGUGAGGAUCCAGUCCCUAAUCCUGCCCUUGAAAAUGGGAGUGAGUGUGAGAUAAGAGCCAUACCACUUGAUUCUGCAUCCUCAUCUCAUGGAUUGAAGGAACUAUCUUGCAAAAUUAGUGAUGAAGACUUCCAGCGGAACACUUCUCAAAGUCAAACGCCAUGGAAUGUGGAUGAUGAAGGUGUUACAGGCAGUGACAGUAGCACUGACUCUGAGGAGCAGCUUGAUGUUACCAUAAAGCCACCCUGGGAGGAUAGAGAGGGAGGUUUCAGCAAAAGAGAGGACAGUCCACAAGUCUGUGAUGGCAAGGGACCUUUUAGAGACAUCAGGACACAAGAAGAUAGAAGGAGAGAUGUUGACCUGGAUUUAUCUGAUAAAGAUUAUAGCAGUGAUGAGUCUGUUGUAACAGAAAACAUGAAAACUAAAGUAUCUGAACCUUCAAGAAGACCUUUGUCACUAAGUAUGAAUAAAAUUGACUUUGAUGAUGAAAGAUCUUGGACUGACCUUGAAGAGAAUUCAUGUAAACAUGAUGUUACUCUUGAAGAUGAAUCCUUUUAUGAGAUGCCACAGACAGGAUAUCCUAAUAAUGACGAAUAUGUCCUGGACAAAACAAUAAAAAGGAAAGUUGCACCAGUCAAGAAGGGAGAAGACCUGAACAAGUCUAAUAGGAGCACAAGUCCCCCUCCCACAUCAGAACUGAUGAUGAAAUUCUUCCCUUCUUUGAAACUGAAACCAAAAUCAGAUUUAUACUUGGGAAAUGAGCCCAAGUUAAGUCUGAGUCAAGACCAACCAUCUGGUGAUAGUGCUCGAUCCCAGGCUUUGCUAGAGAAAGUUGUUGAAUUGGAAACAGAAAUAAAAAAAUUUAAAGCUGAGAAUACCUCUUUGGCUAAGCUCCGCAUGGAACGAGAAAGUGCCAUGGAAAAAUUCAGGAGAGAAACUGCAGACUUUGAGCAACAGAAAGCAAAAGAAUUGGCUCGAAUAGAAGAAUUUAAAAAAGAGGAAAUGAGGAAGCUACAAAAGGAGCGUAAAGUUUUUGAAAAGUAUACUACAGCUGCAAGAACUUUUCCAGAUAAAAAAGAACGUGAAGAAAUACAGGCUUUGAAACAGCAAAUAGAAGAUUUACAGGAAGAUCUGAAAAGGAAGGAAGCAAAAUGGUCAAGCUCAUAUGGCCGUCUAAGAAGCCAGAUAGAAAUGUUAGUCAGAGAGAACACAGACCUCCGAGAAGAGAUAAAAGUGAUGGAAAGAUUCCGACUGGAUGCCUGGAAGAAAGCAGAAGCUACUGAGAGCAGCCCCAAGGCCUACCAGUGUGUAACUGCUGGGAAGAAAGAGGAAUCCGUGAACACAUCUGUUCGAUACCCAAAGAGCUACAAUUCUUCAGGAACCCAAGGAGAACAGUGCAAGAAACACUAUUUGUCAAAACAUGGUAAUCCACCUCGAAGAUCUAUGUGUGUACCUCCUCGGCAUUUAGGCAGCUCAGAUAAACGACAAGUUGCCUUGCCCAGGGAGCCACUUGUACCAGUUAACUUUCUAGAUCCUGAAUAUAAAAAGGAAGAAAAAGAAGAAGAAAUUCAGGAAGAAAUCAGUCAUUCUGAUGGAAAGGUGGAAAAGGUUUAUAAGAAUGGGUACCGGGUUAUAUUGUUUCCUAAUGGAACUCGGAAAGAAGUGAGUGCUGAUGGGAAGAGUUUCACUGUCACUUUCUUUAAUGGCGACUUGAAGCAGGUCACACCAGAUGACAGAGUGAUCUAUUACUAUGCUACUACCCAGACCACUCAUACCACAUACCCUGAAGGACUUGAAGUUCUGCACUUCUCAAGUGGACAGAUAGAGAAACAUUUCCCAGAUGGAAGAAAAGAAAUCACAUUUCCUGACCUGACGAUUAAAAACUUAUUUGCUGAUGGCCAAGAGGAAAGCAUCUUCCCAGACGGCACAGUUGUCAGAGUGCAAUGCGAUGGCAACAAAAUUAUAGAGUUUAAUAAUGGCCAAAGAGAACUUCAUACUGCGCAGUUCAAGAGACGGGAAUAUACAGAUGGCACUGUUAAAACUGUGUAUGCAAAUGGUAAUCAAGAAACAAAAUAUGCGUCUGGUCGAGUGAGAAUUAAGGACAAAGAUGGUAAUGUUCUCAUGGACACAGAAUUGUAAUGCUGCAGUGUGACUGAUCAUGAAGUAACAUUACCUGAGCUUCCUAUUUUAAAAACUGUACAAUUUUUGUGGAUUGUUUAAUUUAUAUAGCCUCUGUGUGUCUAAAUGGCAAAGAUGGAUUCUAAAAUAAAAGUCAACUAGAAAAGCUUCAUUUUUAUAUUCUUUGAAAUACAC